UAGCACUUCUCAAAGGCAGGGUGUUCUAGGGAGCCAGGCCAUUGAGUAAAAAAGCCUACUAUAGUGAUUGUAAUCCAACCCUUUUCUGGACGUGAUUGUGCACCACAUCAACUGAAGAGCUGGAACCGAAAAUGAAUUGGGCGUCCUUUUAUGCCGUUAUAAGCGGUGUAAAUAGGCACUCCACUGGCAUCGGUCGCAUAUGGCUUUCCGUCCUCUUCAUCUUCCGCAUCCUGGUGCUGGUGGUGGCUGCUGAGACCGUGUGGGGUGACGAGAAGUCGGGCUUCACCUGCAACACACAGCAGCCGGGCUGUGACAGCGUUUGUUAUGACCAGUUCUUCCCCAUCUCCCACAUCCGGCUAUGGGCCCUGCAGCUCAUCCUGGUGUCCACUCCGGCUCUCCUGGUGGCCAUGCACGUGGCUCACCGCCGGCACAUCGACAAGAAAAUCCUCAAGAUGUCUGGACGGGGCAGCUCCAAGGACCUGGAGCAGAUAAAGAACCAGAAGUUCAAAAUUGCCGGGGCUCUCUGGUGGACCUACAUCAUCAGCCUCUUUUUCCGUGUCUUCUUCGAGGCAGCCUUCAUGUACAUCUUCUAUAUGAUCUACCCGGGCUACAAGAUGGUCCGUCUGGUGAAGUGUGACUCGUAUCCUUGCCCCAACACAGUGGACUGCUUUGUGUCCCGGCCCACUGAGAAGACUAUUUUCACGGUCUUCAUGCUGGCAGUGUCAGGGGUAUGCAUUCUGCUUAAUAUCACCGAGGCAGUCUUCCUCGUAGGGAGAGCUUGCAGUCGGCAUUUCCAAAAUGCCCAAGACUCACCCCUGGCGGCUUGGGUCGUGCAAAAGUUCAGCUCAUACUAAAGGAACAGUCCGUGUAACUAACCAGGUUCACUCUGCAUUUGUUCCUCACCACAUCUGAAAAUCUCACUAAUCUCAGCCAUUCAUUCAUGGUACUGACUUGGCCAGAGUGACAUUGCAACAAACAGUUCCUUAACCACAUUUUUUUGUGUGACAUGACUGUGAAUUACAGAACAAACUCCCGAACUACACCAAGAAGGAGGGACAGCAGCAACAGCAGAAGACUAAGUAGGAUAAAGGACAAUCCUCUUGGAAGGUUUGCACAGCACACAAAAAUAUUUAAGGAAAUAUCACUGUACAUUUAUAUGGUCUCUUCUGUCCUUCUCUGAAAAAAUUUGAUGCUUGAUUCCAGAUACCCUUUGACUAAUUCAGUGCUGCAUUAAUCCUUAACUCAUCACGGAAAGCUUUGGAAUGAACGGAAAGCCAGGUGGUGUUUAUUAAAUUAAAAAAUAUUUAAUAACUCAUUAUGGUUCACGAUGCAGAGGAGGUUACACAGGGAGUGAAGGAAUGUGCUACAAAACAUGUUUUAAUUCAUUCAUUUCAUUCAUCAUCUUUAAUUAUUUAACUUUCUUGGGACCAGGGAAAUUGUAAUGGUUGGACUGUGAAAAUUUAUUUAGAUUUUCUAUUUUCUUUUGAGUUGUCUUCCCAAUAUGUACUUGACUAGUAUUGUUAGUUAUUUAGUCUUGCAGUUUUGUCAUCUGUAUAUUAUUAUGUCUGUGCCUUAGACAUGACAGAUGGAUAAUUAAUCUGUCAUGUUUUAUAUGAAGUAAUAUUUGCAUGCCAUUUCUGUGAUCUUUCUUGGAGCAUUAAAAUGAUGUGCCACAAAGUAUUACAUUAUUAUUUAAUUCUAAAUCUAAACCUUAAAUGGUUGCAGAGCAGAAAUUCCGGAAUAAUACAUAAAGUGAAAUGCUGCAAUUUAUAUAUUUUCAAGUGUGAUAUUGAUUAUGACCUGAUACAAAGUUUUUGUGUUUAA
Molecule: messenger RNA, 1824 nt
Organism: Scleropages formosus (Asian bonytongue)
Lineage: Eukaryota; Metazoa; Chordata; Actinopteri; Osteoglossiformes; Osteoglossidae
Gene: gjb1a
Product: gap junction protein beta 1a
Exons: 2
Coding region: 132-854 (240 amino acids)
Biological process (GO): cell-cell signaling
Cellular component (GO): connexin complex
Molecular function (GO): gap junction channel activity
Source: RefSeq, a predicted model, not a curated record